GUAUAUACUGAUUGAGUUCGUUGGGCACUCACGGGGAGGAUUCCCGACGGGAAACACUGGAAAGACCACAACGCAGGGAUGUUACGUGGCGUGGAGGAUUGUUAAAUUUAUUGACCCUUGAAAGAAAGAUUCCGCCCGAGUAGAUGUAUGGUAUCUCGAGAAUUGGGCAAUGUUUGGGAUUCUUGGCUGGACUCGGCGUCGGCGCUCCAGCGGCCGGAGACGUGAAUGUCGGACCCUGAUGCGGAGAGUGUGGUGGCUAUAUUUGUCCAAGCCGUCGACACUUCCCUGUUUCGUCGGCUAGUUGGGGAAAUGAUUAUCGUAGGACAACCAUUCUGGGGUCUGGUCUUCGGAAUCUCAGGCGUCCCAUGCGGUUUGAUUGAGCAGAAGGGGGAUCAACACAUUUCACAGGGAGGGCUGAGCAUGAGACAUUGGCCGAUGACGAUUGCUUCUACUUGAUUAAGAAAUUAAGU
Messenger RNA from Aspergillus versicolor CBS 583.65, 470 nucleotides. RefSeq lists its product as uncharacterized. The transcript has a single exon. The record is from RefSeq and is a predicted model, not a curated record. Bases 226 to 456 code for a protein of 76 amino acids. NCBI's taxonomy places the organism in Eukaryota, Fungi, Ascomycota, Eurotiomycetes, Eurotiales, Aspergillaceae.